AUUUGUCCAUCAAACAGUAACUGAAUUAACCCUAUAAAGACUGCAUAUGACAAUGCAAAUAUAUCAUAUAAUUGAGAACACAUUUCCUUGUGUAUGUUAACACGAUUAUAUACCAAACUAUAGCGAUAUAGUAUACGUGUUAAAUGUGAUAAUAUUCCGCUUUCGUUCUGAAUGCGCGAGGAGCCCGGAACUGAAGGCGGAAGUGCUGUGUUUUGCAAGGUUCCCGAUGACGUCAUUCCGGUUAGUGGUUUUAUUGUCAACACAAGAAGGUGAAAACGCAACCGGGCUAAAGAAGCACCUCGCGUGACGGUUACACUCUCCGUCGGCGGCCGUCUCGGUCCAGCUCGACGCGGAGCGUUUAUUCCGCUCACAGAGUGACGUCACUGCUCCCGUCGGUUGUUCUCCCGUCGAGCUCUCAACGGAAUGACAGCAAACUACCGGCGGAGCUAACGUCUAGACAACUGGGUUGAAACACGGCGGUCUCCGGUUGAGCCUCUCAUGGUGGUCUCGGCUCGAUGGGGAACUGCCUGUUCUUUCAAGGCGCGGACGACCUGUCGCUGCUGAACGAGUCCGAGGGGGGCAGUCUGCCCGGAGAGCCGCCGCCGUCCUACCAGGAGCGCUCCCAGUCUGUGCAGGUGUACCAUCCCACCCCGGGGGAGAGUCGCCUGGCUUACCAGCUGACCGAGGAGGAGCAGGUCCGCAUUGCCCAGCGGAUCGGUCUCAUCCAUCACCUGCCCAAAGGCGUCUUCGAGUUGGGCUCCGACCCCUCUGACAAGAAAGUUAAAGAAUGUGUGAUCUGCAUGAUGGAUUUUGAGUACGGCGACCCCAUCCGGUUCUUGCCCUGCCUUCACAUCUACCACGUGGACUGCAUUGACCCCUGGCUGAUGCGCUCCUUCACCUGCCCCUCCUGCAUGGAGCCGGUCGACGCAGCCCUGCUGUCCUCUUACGAAACCAACUGAGCGGCCCCGCGGCGGCUGCUCCUGCCUAAAAGUAACUGCACCUUUUUGUAGCCGAAAACUGUCCAAGCUGUUCCGACGGGUAGCCGAGGUGACGUGGCAUCAUGCAGACGUUCGAAAGGGUGUUUUAUGAUGCAGGGAGGUGUUGAGAACUGUGCCCGACAGCUUGCUUAAAGUCUGAUAUGCACCUAUUUGGGCUUUGGAAACUCUUUGCCUUUUAACAGUAGGACGACGUGCCAAAUCAAGCGAGAUGAAGAAUAUGGAAAGCUGUACACGUAGUAGCUAAAUAUGACUGCAAAUCAAUGUCAUUUUUGUACGAUGCAUGUUACCAUCGUGAUUUACUUCCCCUUUCUAGAUGUAAUGUGCAAUAUGUAAUAUCAAUGGAGAAAAUGCAGGAAAUGUGUCUCAGUCCAGUGAAUUUUUUGUGUUUUUUAAAGCACAUGUGGCCUUGAAUGUCACACAACAACACAGGCCUCUACUGAUAUGCAAUCAUCAGAACACAGAUAUUAGGGGGGGGGGGUUCCCAGAAGGGUUCCCAGAAGGGUUCCCAGAAGCGUUCACAGAAGCGUUCACAGAAGCGUUCACAGAAGUGUUCACGUCUACAGCGCGAUGAGAUAUAAUGGUCUCCAUUUGGUUGCAAUUCAUUUCAUUUUACUACGGUUUUUCCUUUUUGAAGCUGCUUUUAUAAACGGGAUCUCUUUUUUUUUGCCUUCCAACAAUAUGGAUCAUGUCCUUUUGCUUUGCCUUGAGUGUGUGUGUGUGUGCUCCGUUUAGUUUUAAUAAUCGGUCCUUGGUGUGCCCUUUUCAUUGUUUACUGCCAGUAACAUUUACAAAGACAAGAUAUGCUGUGCACCUUGGCGUACUCCUCGUGUGUGGUGGGUAGAGAUUGGCAUGUCAGUUGUAAACUUGUUGUAGUUCACUCUCUUUUUCUAGUUCCAAGCUGUUGGGGUUUGUUUUGUGGCGACGGCCUUCUUACAGCAAGGGAUGCAUUUCCAGAGCUCCUGGGUCUGGCAAACAAAAACACUUUAAUCUUUUGGUAUUAAAGGUGCACUCUGACUGCGUAAUGUAUACUACAAACAAGUAAAAGCAGUCGAAAGGAAUGUGUCCCGAAUGUAAAGCAUCCUUUCAGCUUUUAAAUAUCUGGACAGUACACGUGACAAAAGGACAUUUCUGAAUCACUCAAGCUGCUGUGCCUUUUUAAAGGUUGAGGAAAGCCAAUUCCUGUGAAGUACAAUCAUUUCUGACAUGACUUUAUUUUAGUUGUCCUCUAGAGGGAAGCAGAUACCAGCACUGUACUGAUUUGUGUCACUAUGAAUUAGGCCAGAAAUAAAGCCAGCAUUUAACUCUGACUGCUGUUAACAAUUUGUUUUAAUUUGUGUGUAAUGCACAGAUUUGAAUGAAAAUCAUGAAACUACAAUAAAAGUGGACACCAGAUUU
Molecule: messenger RNA, 2393 nt
Organism: Cyclopterus lumpus (lumpfish)
Lineage: Eukaryota; Metazoa; Chordata; Actinopteri; Perciformes; Cyclopteridae
Gene: rnf11a
Product: ring finger protein 11a
Exons: 3
Coding region: 516-959 (147 amino acids)
Source: RefSeq, a predicted model, not a curated record